AUGGCGACGAUGCCUAUAGUAAAUCCAAUGCCUCCAUUUGAUCCUGACUCGGACAUUGGAGCAAAUAUUGGCCCCAAGUGGAAAAUAUGGAUGGAAGACUUUGAGAUGUACAUUACCGCGAACGGCAUUACAGACAAAGCCAAGAAGCGAGCGCUGCUUUUAUACCAGGCAGGCGCCCGAGUUCGCGAAAUUUUUCGGCAAAUCCCUGAUAAUGGAGAUGACAAAGACUACGACAAGGCGGUUGAGAAACUAAACGAAUACUUUGAACCACAAAAACAUCGAUUGUACGAGGUGUACAAAUUUCGCGAGGCACGACAAGACGUCAGCGAAACUUUAGACCAAUAUUAUACGCGAUUGCGGAGUUUAUCUACCCGAUGCGAGUUUGCUGAUCCAGAUUUUGAAAUAAUGGUUCAAAUUGUCUUAUGUGGUCGCUCCAGUCGACUCCGAAAGCAAGCCUUACGUGAUCCCAAGUUGACAUUGAAAGACCUACUAGUUUUGGGCCGCCAAUGUGAACGAAGUCGUCAACAAGCUGCAGAGAUCGAGGAAAAUACAAGAAACAAUCAAACCGGUAUGAACGAGGAUGCUGUUGUGGAUGCUGUUCGCAAUACCCCUGCUGAAAAGACAUCGCAAAAAUGGGUUUGCAGGAAUUGUGGCGCGGAAUGGCACACAACACGGGAAUAUGUCCAGCAAAGGGCAAAGAAUGCCGAAAAUGUUCCAAACUGA
Paramuricea clavata is the source of this 723-nucleotide messenger RNA. Lineage: Eukaryota; Metazoa; Cnidaria; Anthozoa; Malacalcyonacea; Plexauridae. The record is from the annotation of a GenBank genome assembly.